Molecule: messenger RNA, 1592 nt
Organism: Triticum dicoccoides
Lineage: Eukaryota; Viridiplantae; Streptophyta; Magnoliopsida; Poales; Poaceae
Product: two-component response regulator ORR4-like
Exons: 5
Coding region: 517-1239 (240 amino acids)
Biological process (GO): cytokinin-activated signaling pathway; phosphorelay signal transduction system
Source: RefSeq, a predicted model, not a curated record
AAAGCCACCGGGUAGCGCCUGUCCGCCCGGUUCCAAAGCCAAGAACAGAGCGCUCCACCACCACCGAGGCAGAGGCAGAGAGAGAGAGAGGCCACGAGGAGGAGGAGAUAAAGGGGAAGUCAUGGAGGCGAUUUGCUGUGGAGAUUCGGGUGCGUGAUCUGGUCGGAUCCCGCUUUCCCGGGAAGAGGCCGUGGCGGUGGUGCCGGUGAUGCGGUGGGUGCUGCCAUGGUGUGAAUCAAUGAUGUCCUCCGCCCCCGCCUAUAUCCUCCCCGUAGCCCCCCCUCCCUGCCCCGAGAUGCCGCAUUAGCCACCAACGCACUCCCCCGUCUCCCCCUCCAAUCUUCACCAAUCCAAGCCUCCCUCCGGCGGCGGCGACGGCGGAGAGAUCGGCGAGAUUUCCCUCUUCCUCCCACUCUGUCUCUGUCUGAGCUCGAGGAGAGGGAGAGAGAUUGAGAGGGCCUCCGUGCGGAUUGGCUCGGUUCCUCUGGUUCUUGCUCCCAGCCCGGCCCGCGCGCCAUGACGGUGGUCGACGCCGAGACCCGGUUCCACGUCCUGGCGGUGGACGACAGCGUCAUCGACCGGAAGCUCAUCGAGAUGCUGCUCAGGACCUCCUCCUACCAAGUCACCACGGUGGACUCCGGGAGCAAGGCGCUGGAGGUCCUGGGACUUAGAGACGAGGGGGACGACUCCUCCUCCUCCUCCUCACCCCCUUCCUCCUCCGCCCCUGACCACCACCAGGAGGUGGGCGUGAAUUUGAUCAUCACUGACUACUGCAUGCCUGGCAUGACAGGAUACGAUCUGCUGAGGAGGGUCAAGGGGUCAUCUUCAUUGAAGGACAUUCCAGUGGUGAUCAUGUCGUCUGAGAAUGUGCCUGCCAGGAUCAGCAGGUGCUUGGAGGACGGCGCGGAGGAGUUCUUCCUCAAGCCCGUGAAGCUCGCUGACAUGAAGAAGCUCAAGUCGCACCUGGUCCGGCGGAAGCAGCCCCAGCUCCAGCCGCAGACACAUGAGAAGCCACAGCCGCAACCACAGCAGCAGCAACAGAAACCACAGCCAGAGCAGCAGCUGAAGGCAGAGCAAGCGCCAGCCGAGCCGGCGGCGGAGGAGGAGGCAGUGACGGCCGGCGGAAUCACGGGUGACUGCGGCGGCGGCAGCAGGAAGCGGAAGGCGGCGAUGAUGGAGCAGGACGGGGCGAGCACGAGCCUCUCCAGCGGCAGCAGCGGCCUGGCGGUGGAGACCUGAAUCCUGAAGAAACUCAACAGAGACACCCCCAACCAAGAAACCUCAUGUUUCUCUUGGCUCCUGCAAUUUUUUUGGGGUUUACUUGCUCAUAUGGGAGAAUCAUCAUCGUCGUCAUGGCUAAUAGUAGCUCCUGGGGUGGGGUAAAAUAUUUACUUAGUUCUAAGUGAAGAACUAGAAAAAACAUACUACUUUUACACUAGCUGAAUUUUGGUGUGCUCAGAAAAGAGGAGCAGGGGAGGGAAGUGGGGGGUGAAAAGUGAAACCAAGUUGUAGAUAAUGCCGCCCCCGGAUGAUGAUGAUGAUGAUUCUAAGACUAAUUUUAUGGCUUAUUUAUUCUGACCACUGUUUUUGCA